Patiria miniata (bat star) is the source of this 2775-nucleotide messenger RNA. Its product is annotated as neuronal acetylcholine receptor subunit alpha-6-like. The transcript is spliced from 6 exons. Bases 258 to 1886 code for a protein of 542 amino acids. Gene Ontology annotation, cellular component: neuron projection; postsynaptic membrane; synapse. The record is from RefSeq and is a predicted model, not a curated record. Gene Ontology annotation, biological process: monoatomic ion transmembrane transport; nervous system process; signal transduction. Lineage: Eukaryota; Metazoa; Echinodermata; Asteroidea; Valvatida; Asterinidae. Gene Ontology annotation, molecular function: transmembrane signaling receptor activity; acetylcholine-gated monoatomic cation-selective channel activity.
GGCUCAGCGAUAUACCCUCACCAAAUAAGAGUUAACGGCGGAGCACGCGUAAAUAUGCCGCACAGCGGUUCAUCAACUACCACCUAUGCGCCUAUGGCUAUACGCGCUACAUUACGUGAUAGCAAAGUUGACUCCCCGAAUGAGUUGAACUGCACAGCCCAUUAGAAAUUGAAGAUAAUUUCUCCGACAAACGGAGCGAAAGAAACGGAAAGACCAACUUGAUUUUGGAACCAGGUGAUGUAGUGGAACCUGGCAGGAUGGCCGGCCGGGUAAAUGCUGUGGCGGCAGGUGCGCUAUUACUGAUGGUGACAUGGAUGGGAAUCGGAUGGAUCGCAGGUUGCGAAGGUUCCGACUCGGCUUACAGUCUGUACGAAGACAUGAUGAAGGACUACAACCCGAUGAUUAUUCCCGUCGAGAACAGUUCCAGCGUCAUGAACGUCUACGUCGGCCUGACCUUGUCUCAGAUUGUCGACAUCGAUGAGCAGAAUCAGAUUAUGAUCACCAGUAUUUGGCUGAAACAGAAAUGGAAGGAUUACAGGUUUGUCUGGAACCCAGACGACUACGAGGGUCUACAGCAGAUGGAGGUUCCUAUCGAUCAGCUUUGGAAGCCGGACGUCGUUCUUUAUAACACGGCCGACGGAAACUACGCAGUAGAGGUUGUGAACAGAGCCACGGUAAAACACGACGGUACGGUCUACUGGAAUCCUCCCGUCAUCUUCAGGAGUUCCUGCCUCAUCGACAUCUCCUACUUCCCCUUCGACGAGCAGCGCUGCACGAUGAAGUUCGGCUCCUGGACCUACGACGCCUCCCAGCUUGACAUCAAGCCGCUCAGCCGACGGGUUGAGCGGGAGAACUACCGUGCUAACGGGGAGUGGGAGAUCGUAGAAUCACUCAUCGAGAAGCACGCCAUCAGGUACGCGUGCUGUGAAGACGUCUACUUGGAUCUGACCUACACCUUCGUGCUGCAUCGCAACCCACUCUUCUACAUCAUCACCCUGGUACUGCCGUGUAUACUGAUUGCACUAUUGACUGCCCUGAUCUUCUACCUCCCCUCGGAAGCUCAGGAGAAGAUCACUCUGUGUAUUUCAGUGCUCCUGGCUCUGAUUGUGUUCCUCCUGUUGAUUCCAUCCAUCAUCCCACCCACCGCUACCACGGUGCCUCUCAUCGCUCGCUACAUGCUCUUCACCAUGGCCACUGUGGCCAUCUCCAUCGUGGCCACAGUCUGGACCAUCAACCUCCACUUCCGUAACACCAGCACCCACGUAAUGAGCAAGUGGAUGCGGCGGAUCUUCCUGGAGAUCCUACCCAGGCUGCUGCUGAUGAAGCGCCCGGGGGAAGACAAGGAACGCGAGGAGAAGGAGAAGCAGAAGCAGAUGGAGAAGGCCGUCAUCCGGAGCAACGCCUCCUCCUCCUUCAUCUGCCUGCCGGGGGAUAACGGGAGGAAGGAGCCCAGGGGAUACUCCAAGACGGCCGGGGCUUCCACCUCCAUGCCGCCGUCUCUGCGCGAGGAGAUUGAGCACCGUGAGCGGGGAAGCCCUCUCAAGAGAUACGGCGAGUACAAGCCCGUGAAGAAAGAGUGGCAGGAACUUCUAGGUUACCUAAAUUACAUCCAGCACAACAUAGAGGAGACGGACACAGUUGAGGAUUCAGAGGACGAGUGGGCCUUCGUAGGCCUGGUCAUCGACCGUUUUCUCCUGGUAGUCUUCACCUUCACGGUUGUGAUCGGCACCGUCGUCUUCUUCAUGGAGUGCCCGAUCUUCUGGGAGAACCCUAACACCCAUUACAGGGAGGUGUACGAGGAACCAGAGAUCCUACUGAGUGCCGGGUACUAUGAUCUGUACCCGACAUUAGCCCCUACUCAACCGAGUGUCUCGGUGGCACGGUAGGGCGGGUUCGCACUACCCAAAGAGAAAAGUAUCCUUCGUAAAAGACUCUGUAAAAAAAUAUGUAAUUAGAUUGACCUAGCUUGAACUGUUCCUAGAGGGAGCUAUAAUGUCGAAGCGUUUGCGCACGCACCAAACGAAGGAACUACAACGUGUCAAAUAUUUCCUACUUUUGAUCCUGGAUAACUUUUGUUUACCAAUGGAAUUAAUCCAAAAUUUCAGAUAUGCAAUCAAGACACCACAAAUUUUAUGGAACGACUUUCAUAAAAAUUAGCUUUGUGCAAGAGGGUGAGAUUUAAACGCCAUACGAAAGAAAAUACUCACUUUCAGAAUGUCAAUGCUGCAGUCGAAAGCCUCUGAAGGAAUGCCGGUGUAGCAUGAAUUUAGGUUUUAUGAAAUACGGACUCAUUGGUGGUAUUGCUCAUGCAUAUAUAAUUAGUAGAGGGACCGGUCACGUGAGAGGGUUUAACCAAUAAAAGGGAAAAAGAGUCCGAUUUUCAUACAAGUCAGAUUUUCAUGUGACACCGGAUCACCCCUGAUGUCAUUGGCGCAACACACGGUCGGAGGUGUGCCACGACACCAGGGGUGAUCCUGCAUUCCUUCAAAAGCUUUCUGCCGCUGGAGGACGCCAUAGAAGUCGAAAGUGGCAGAUUCUGAAAGUGAACAUUAUUUUCAGUGGCGUUUAAAACUCCCCCUCUUGUACAAAGCUGAUGAAACUCGCUUCAUAAAAUUUGUCGUGCCUUGUUUACAUGAUCUGAUCCAUUGGUAAACAGAGAGUUAUUUAGGAUCAAAAGUAGGACACGUUUUUAACACGUAGUACUUUCCUAUUGCGGUUAAGUUCAGUGUUGUAUAUCCAGAGGGGAAAGAAGGGGGAGGGGAGGGGAUGGCAAGG